Molecule: messenger RNA, 2334 nt
Organism: Periophthalmus magnuspinnatus
Lineage: Eukaryota; Metazoa; Chordata; Actinopteri; Gobiiformes; Gobiidae
Product: myosin-11-like
Exons: 6
Coding region: 1-2334 (777 amino acids)
Biological process (GO): regulation of autophagy
Source: RefSeq, a predicted model, not a curated record
AUGAACAGAGAAGGAGAGAAGAGGAGCACAACCACCAAACCACAGAAGACUCAGCUGCCUGGCAUUCACAAAAAGAAGAAUGACAGAGGUGUGUGCGGGUCUGUGAAGGAGGUCAGCUCUAUGGCUCCUCAGGGGAAACGCGAGGGGAAAGUGUCCCCCACGACCCCGGCCACAGAGAGUCCACGGGGCCCCGGAGCGCACAGGAAACUCUCAGACGCGAGUAACACUUCAGAGGAGCUGAGUAACACUUCAGAGGAGCUGAGUAACACUUCAGAGGAGCUAAGUAAAGACUCUGGUUGUCUCUCUGCGAAACUGUCCUCCUCUGACAGCGACACAGAGUUAAGCUGGAUCGACGGCAGAGCUUAUGAGAGCCCAGACAGUGAGGGGAAAGAGGAGAAGGACAGAGGACUGGAGGCUCCAGGGCCCGGGCUGUGUCGCUCCUCUGGGGUUUACAUGGAGCUGAUCAUGAGGGACACCACAGAGGACCUGCACAGAGAGGUGGAGGAGCUCAGAUCAGAGAAUGAAUACCUCAAAGACGAACUGGAGGAGCUGCGAUGUGAGAUGUUAGAAAUCCGAGACUUGUUUCAGGAAGAAGAGGUUUACCAAAUACAGCAGUUACGACUUCAACUGGAACAGGCCAACAAGACCUGCCGCAUCCUGCAGUACCGCCUCCGGAAGGCAGAGCGGCGCAGUAUCCGAGUGGCACAGACGGGACAAGUGGACGGAGAACUGGUCCGAUCCCUGGAGCACGAUAUUAAGGUCGCGAAAAGCGUUUCCCUCCGACUGUAUAAUGAGCUGGAAGCAGUGCAGAAGAGGAAUCUGCAGCUGGAGUGGGAGAACGAGGCUCUCCGUGAGAAAACACAGGAGCUGGAGGUGGCCAAGCAAGUCCUGCAGGCGGAAGCUGAGAAGGCAAAAGAGAGCUCUGUGAGGAAGAAGAGCGUCAGAUCCUCCUCUGGUAAAGCUGAGAAGAGGCUGUCUCAGAUCGAGGAUGACAGCGCUGAUCUCCGGUGCCAGCUCCACUUCGCCAAGGAGGAAUUAUCUCUCAUGUGCAAGAAGCUCACAAAGUUGGUAUCGGACAGCGAGGGCAUGCAGGAAGAGCUGAACAAGUACCGCGCGGCUUACGGCGGGAUUCACAACGCCCAGCUGCCUGAAGGCCAACAGAACUCCGCCCGCGCCCGAGAAGCAGAGGUCAAAAGCCACUUGAAGCUGGUGGAAGAGGAAGCCACACUUUUGAGUCGUCGAAUUGUUGAGCUGGAAGUGGAAAAUCGAGGUUUGAGAGCGGAAAUGAGCGAUCUGAGAGAGAAGACGGGAACGGGAAUAGAGGAUCAAGAGAACACGCCAGUCGAGCAGGAGCGAGAGGGACAGACGCAAAAGGCAAGAGAACAAGGAGGUACGGAGACGGCGCUGAUUUCGGAAGGCCCUGGCUGUGACGUCACCAGAGAGGGUCCCGUGGGCGGCGAAUGGGACCCGUCCGACAAUCACGAAAGCAGCAGUGACGCAAAACAAGACAACCGUUUGAAUCUAACGUCGCAGAAAGACUACGACACAAUGCUGGCGCUCCGAGACCACUGUUGCAUUCUGAGCUCGGCUAUUCAACUUUUGAUGAUGCCCCCGAAAAAUGGCCACUGCUCGUCUCCCUCGUGCACACACGCUCCGAUGUUAGAAAACAAGCUGAAGAAAACAAGUUGCUUUUUCCCAGAGCCUUUGAAUGAGGCGUUGGAGCUGUUUCAGACCAUGCUCCUAGCUUUCAUCGGGAGGGUGGAGGCGCUGCUGGUGCUGGGGGGAGAUUUGGACCAAGGAGCAGCCCACACUGAGGUCCAUGUUUGGCAGCCGUGCACGUUCUCUUUCCCAUCUGGAGACAGCGCAGGCGAAAUUCAAAAGUCACCAAGUAAACAAGAGUGUGUGGAGGAUCUGCGCACGACGGAGGUGAAAGAGAGAGACAGACAGAGCAAACAAGUUGCCUUAAUGCAGACGGAUUCUGCGCACCGCUGCAGGGAUCCAAAAAUGCAACAAUGCCUGCAGAUCCUGGGGCUGCUGCAUCAGUGGUGCCAAGGAGAAAAUGAGAGCUCGGGCCAGGCCGGGUCAGAUCUGGCUGGCCUGUUGCGGGACGUGGCGGCGCAGCUCCUGGACGAGCCGAUCAGAUUUGACAGAGAGUCCAGAGCCGCGCGGGCCAAGGCGGCCGAGGUAAGUGUGCUGUUUACACUAACGGCAUGUGCCCCCCCUCCCCUGCUGCUGUCGCCCGGGCAACAGAGAGCGAGCCAAGGCGCUCCCACCGCUGAUCGCAGCCCUGGCGUCGUGAAAGCACUCGACACAGUAUUUAGGCUAAUCCACUGA